Messenger RNA from Pimephales promelas (fathead minnow), 5712 nucleotides. Its product is annotated as transmembrane protein 132C. Lineage: Eukaryota; Metazoa; Chordata; Actinopteri; Cypriniformes; Leuciscidae. The record is from RefSeq and is a predicted model, not a curated record.
UGUUGGCCUUUCUGUCUCAGGAGAACUGCGCGAGUAAGUUCAUUUAGGCAAAGGGAAGAUAAAAAGCAGACAUGUUCAUGCAAAAGCUGCGUCACAGAAGAGAUGGGAACAUUUCCGAGAGAGUCAUUGGCGACCGCCGGUGGUUUUGCGCUCCCGUGCGCCAAGAGAUGGAUUCAUAGGACGCGCGUCUGCUGUUCCCGCGCGGAGAACACCACCAACUUCUACGGCGCGUGACUUCAUAACGCCACCGGUCCGGACCUUUAUACUUGUGUUUUAAACUUUAUGUGUUGAAGGAAUAAUAACACGAGAUUGAACGAUGACAGUGACUUUCCCUGGCUUGCAAUAACGCUUUAUCACUUUAGUAAAGGGUUUGAUUCUCGCUUCUAACGAAAUUUUGGUGAUAGUUAAAGGACACGGAUUUUUUGAGGACCGCAACAACGCGAAUCUGCUGCCGAACCAGUUGCAUUAUCACAUGACUUUCCACAGGAUUAUGCUAUUUAUUCAACAACUUCUCAAACUAGACAAUUCAUAAUGUCGUUUUUGGACAAUAUACAACAACUCAGAAAGCCAAAGAUGUUCGCUGUACGGAUGGCGUUCCUGCACGCGCUCCUCGCCUCGUUUCUCCAUGGAGUGUGUGAGAGCAGGGGUGGAGGUAGUGAUCUUGUGCCCAGGUUCUCCUCAUCCUUGCCCACAUACCUUCCCGUGUCCUGCCAACUACAGGGUGCAGAGUCAUCCUUCUUUCUCCGGGAGGCCACACAGGAAGUGAUGCGUAACGGGAGCUUGCAGACACGCAGCGAGCCUCUCUUUCUCCACUUGCCCGAUGCUGGCUCCACUUCCAUGUUGUCAGUCAACUGUAGCUAUGGCAACCUCACUGCAGAGGCGCCAGUACCACCAGAGCUCCUCCAGGGGGCACUUCCACGUUCAUUCCACACCUCUACACACCUCACGCUGGGCUGGAAGGUGAGAGCACACCUUGUGAGCAGGAGGAUAGGAGUCGAUCGCCCUCAAAUACAGGUGUUGUUUUACCUGGCAGGCCGCAGAUGGGAGGAUAUGGAUCCUCCUGCGGAACUACUCCCGUGUAUCCGUGUCGUUGGCAUCCGUGAUCCAGGGGAAGGUUCUGUGUCAACCGCCUGUCGCCUGGAGGGAAACAUGGGUGUCUGUGUAUCCCAGCUUGACAUCCCUACGACCUGGUUCAACGCUCCUCCGCCACGUAGACGCACACAGGAACCCGUUGCAAUAACGGUUGAGUUGCACUACUCCAUCCUUCCUCCAGAUACCCUGGGAAAAGAGUGCAUAGCAGGAAGGGCACAAGGAAAAGCUGUUGGACAAGAAGGGGAUAUGCAGAGAAUUGGGACGGUGACUCUCUCUUCUGGGGAGAACAAAGCGUCCAGAAACCGACUUAGACUGGAUGGAGAUGUCGAGAUUCUGGCACCCCCGAUCCCAGUUAAACAGGGACAGACUGUGGGAUUUCAAGUCCUAAUGAAUUCUGCUGCCACCACUGAGCAGUUCACACUGAGAGUCCAGUAUGGGGAAGGCAUUAAUUUCAUGGUGGUGAAGCCCAGUAAUCUGGCAGCGUGGGAAAUCAAGCAAGAAGUAGUGCCUGGGUCCUCCUCCCUGUCCAUGUUCUGCCAGCGGAAGGCCAGCUCAUCCAAUGAGAAACUUGAUGGUUCUUUCUAUGAGAUCAUGUGGGUGGACUUUGAGAUUGACAAUUUCAUCAACCUGCGGUCAUCGCAGUCCAUCCGCUGGCAGAUAGAGUAUCCCUCCACUGGAGCAUCUGCCGAAGUCAUCUACACUCUCUACAUCAGCCAGCGAGACCUACAGGGUAUCGUACCCAUCGCUGAGGACACAGAGAUCCUGAACACAGCAAUUCUGACUGGACGGCGCGUUGCCAUGCCGGUUAAGGUUGUUUCUGUGGAACAGGACGGAACGGUGAGAGAGGUAGAUGACCCCUUGACCUGCAUCUCCACAGAUGAGGACGUCCUCAAGGUAUCUGUUGGUUGUGAUGAGGUGUUGGUGAAUGGGAAAGAGAUGAGGGGGCGUGUCUCGCUUCAAGUGAACUUUACCUACCUCUAUUUGACCAGCCAAUUAGAGCUCACAGUUUGGGUGCCACGGUUACCCCUCCAGAUUGACGUCUCUGAUGCCGAACUCAGCCAAGUCAAAGGAUGGAGGGUGCCCAUCAUCACCAACAAGAGGCCGACCCGGGACAGUGAGGACGAUGAGGAGGAUGAGAGGAAGGGCAAAGGCUGUGCCCUGCAGUAUCAGUAUGCUCUGGUACGUGUUCUCACACACUUCGUGGCCGAGCCAGCUGACCCUGGUGGGGAGCUUGUGCACAUGCUGGGUUCUGAUUGGUCUGCUGACAUCACAGAGAUGGUCCUGGACUUCCUAAAAGUGGAAGAUACACGCACUGCUCGACUAAUUGAUGGAAGGGUGCUGGUGGGAAGAGACCUGGGAAUGACCACUAUACAGGUAAUAUCCCCUUUGUCUGACUCCAUUCUGGCUGAGAAGACCAUCACAGUGCAGGAUGAUAAAGUCACCAUCACUGAUCUGGGAGUUCAGCUGGUGGGCUCUUUGAGUCUCUCACUGCAGCCCAGCUCCACCAACAACAGAGCCUUCUACAUCACAACCACUGCUCAGGACCUGUUGCGCACACCCAAACAGGAGGCUAUCAUCAGUGCAUGGAUUCAGUACAGUGAUGGCUCUGUGACCCCUCUUGAGAUCUAUGACCCCAAAGACUUUACUCUAACCAUCACCUCACUGGAUGAGAGCGUGGUCUCCACCUCUCAGGAGCAAUCCCAGCGCUGGCCUGUGGUAGUGGCUGAAGGCGAGGGCCAAGGGGCGCUGGUGCGUGUGGAGAUGAUGAUCUCAGAAACCUGCCAGAAAUCCAAGAGGAAGAGCAUUUUGGCAAUGGGCAUAGGAAGCGUACAGGUGAAGUUCGGACAGAACGACCUGGAGCAGAGGAGUGGAACUCAAGAGGAGAACAGUCUGGACAACAGCACAAAUGAACAGAGACAUAAGGUACUAGAACAGGAUAAAACAAGCGGAGGAGAUGGCUGGAAAUACACAAACACUGCGGUAGAACGGGAAGAGUCAGUCCUGAAGAAAGUCACAACCCCAAAGACUACGCUAACUGGUCGUUCCGGGGGCAACAAGCAGGGUGGGGGACAAAACAACAACCCUGUGGACUAUACCAGUUAUCCAGUGCAGGUAGACCUACCUGGCGGGGCAGAGAGCGACUUGACCCAGGCUCCAAGGGGUCUGUCAGACCUAGAAAUUGGUAUGUACGCCCUGCUUGGAGUCUUUUGCCUUGCUAUCCUUGUCUUUCUUAUCAACUGUGUCAGUUUCGCUUUCCGCUACCGCCACAAACAGCUUCCUGUUCUGGAGCAGGGCAACAUGAACCACGCCCAUGAUUGGGUGUGGCUAGGCAACGAGGCAGACCUGAUGGAUCAUCAUGGCGACCACGGGCCGCUGGCACACAACGACGAGUGCACGACUGCAAUAGAUCGCAACGAGGGGUGCGAGGAGAGCAAGUACCUCCUCAACGGGAGCGCCAUUCAGAAAAGCGGAUCUUCGCAUGGUCGCAGCAUCCCCCAUGUGCACUCCGAUCCACGGUCCUGUUCGGGAAAUGACCCCAGCGGAAAAAUCGAACCCCUUAACAACUCUCCUAGCGCUGCCAAGCGCAAAAGGGUCAAGUUUACUUCCUUUGCCACCGUACUACCAGACGAAGGUGGGCCAUACACCAACUCCAUCCUUAUUGGGAACGAAGAUGACAUCAAGUGGGUUUGUCAAGACAUAGACCUGGGACAGUCAGCUGAGCUUAGAAGCUACAUGGAGAGACUGCAAGACAAUCUGUAGAGGCUAGGAAGAGAAUGAAAGUAAGGGAAAGCGAGAGGGCGGACACACAAAAACUCACCAGAAAUGCCUUUGCACUGUGGGGGGAAAGCAGAGAGAGAGAGAGAGGAGAAGAGAGAUGAAUUAUUAAAGAAUCGAAAGUGGAUGUAAGUAGGGAGUAGGAAGGAAUAAAAUCCAUUGGGAGCCUCGAGUUAAGUACGAAAUUCACAGAAAGGGGAAACGGGUGAAGAGAGACUGGCACAUUCACACUGGCUCCUACGAUCGGUCCAGGUGGCGGAGAGAGAGCAGCUGCCAAUUGGUUUGCACAGGGACAGAAUGCCAGUUACCGACACCCUAAAUAAACAAGCCCAAACAAGACCAGCGUGAAAAAGAAAGGAAACAAACUUGACAGCUGUACAGAAAAUCACAGUCCGUGAAAGUCAAUGAACGUGGGUUGUUAUGGCUAAUGUAAUUUAGUUUUUAUUUAUUUAUUUAGAUUCAAAUUCAUAGGAUUGUGGACAGAUACAACAGAUCUUAUUUUUUGAGAUAAUCCCAGGCUUUUUCCAGAUUAGUAUGUAACUAGACCAAAACAGGCCCUCAAAGCACCCAGUCUGCCCCAGAUCCAGGUGUGUGUUUGUUUUUUAACGCUUAUUUUGUACCGUCUGUCCCUCCUGUGUGAAUACCGAGGCGUUGGCCAUGGACAUGUGGGAUUCCCCCUGGCUGGAAUCUGUACCAGCUAUAUCUGCACACACACUGUUUAAGGAGUCGGUGAAAAACACCAAAACACCACAGUCCUCCCUCUCCAUCUCUCCUCUGGGAGAAAAAUACAAGACAUAGAUGAUGAAAGCAACAUGGGAAUAAAGACUCCUCAUGCACUGUCCAUUUGAUCAAGUGAAUGUGGCAAAAAGGACUUCUUUUGAGCCCCAUCGGGAGGUUGUUCAUUUGCACAAUAAGAAUAACACAGCAAGUGCAUAGUGGCCCUCGGCUAAUCUGAGGCUAGCCCAUCUGACUGUCUAUACAGCAACUAAUCCAGAAGUACAACCUGACAGUUUGAAGAUGCGAUGAUGAACAUGGCACGGACUGUGUAGAAAUGCAAGCCCACAAAAUUGAGUUGUGUGUUAUAAAACCAUAUGAUUGCUGUGAUAGAAAAAUAUACAGAGUAGAUAUGGUCUAUUACUCUCCAGUAUGGUAAAUGUAUGAAUGUUUCUCUUUUUAUUGAGGCGAAAUGUACAUCAUUUGCCCCCUUUUUACAUGGCCGGAGCACCUCCCCAUGGUUUUUACAUGUCCUAUAGGUUUUAAAGCAACUUUCUAUUUCUGCCUCACUAACCCCAGCAUUUACCUUACGGCUCCUUGAAUCAUUGUUGUUUAUAUUACUGAAGAGUUGUAGGGAAGGACAGAUGUGGAAACCUUCUUUUUGAAAGCUCAGGUGAAAAUACGCUCACAGAUGAACAGUGGUAGAACUGAAAUGUAGAUUGUAAGAAUGCAAUAUUUAUUUGUAAGUGUAAUAUGAGAUAGGAUGUAAAUAAAAUGAUUAAAAUUUCUCGUGGACACUGCAAGAAGGCUGUUGCCUACAUUUUCUCAAAAUCGACACACAGAAGAGUCAUGGGGCCAUUUGAGUGUUUCAUAUGUCCAUAUGAAUAAAAAUGAAAGGCUUUAAAAUGUUUAGACAUGUCAUGGGUUCUGUCACAAUGUCUGAUUCCCCAUUUGCACAGGGUUCAGUAUUUUCAUUUGAUAUCGAUUUCUGUUUGUUUCAAAGGUGAUUAGUAAGGGAGAGCAGAGCACAUUGAAUUCAUUGUAAGUGUUAAUUCUAAUUUGAUUGUGUGUGUGUGUGUGUGUGUGUGUUUGUGCGCGCGCGUGUUAUUCUAGACACCAGGCCAAAAAAAA